Messenger RNA from Pecten maximus, 2029 nucleotides. RefSeq names its product intercellular adhesion molecule 5-like. The transcript has 8 exons. Lineage: Eukaryota; Metazoa; Mollusca; Bivalvia; Pectinida; Pectinidae. The record is from RefSeq and is a predicted model, not a curated record. The coding region runs from base 14 to 2029 and encodes 671 amino acids.
CUUCAGAAACGACAUGCCAUCAUCUCACGGUGGAAUCCAGCUUCAUUCGUUAAUAUUUCUGCAUGUAGCACUAAUAAUCCUAUCACCGUCAGAUGCAGUAACCCUGACUGGGUCGUCUGAGUACGCUGUCCUUGGGACUGAGUUUACACUGACGUGUGAUGUACCAGAUGAGGCCAGUCUUGUCCAGUUUUACCGCCGUCCUAACGUCACUACUACAGUAGGUGGUAUACAAGUAGCUGGUGACCAAUGUUACAACUCCAAAGCCAGCCCCGCCGUCCCCUGUACACCGGAUGUCUGUUCCUGUGUAACGUCUGGAGGCCUUGGUACAGUGUUCCGGUGGAUCAUACAGCCACAGACGGGAGACCAUGGAUCUGUGUGGUACUGUACACGUAUUCUACCUGACCCAAGUCUGGAGAGUGCUGAUUAUACACUAAACGUGGCAGACGGCCCCGGCACCUCCAUAACUCUGUCCCCGUCGGACACUACCUACACCAGGACAGAGGGGGACACGUUACCGGACAUCACCUGUACAGCGGACUGUAGACCUGGCUGUACCUUUGUCUGGACACGACCGGACAACAUCAACUUUACUGUCUCACCUGUGUUGUCACUGGGACAACUGGACAGAUCAGAACACGGGACGUACAGGUGUAUUGCUAGGAACGUUGUCGGGGAGUCGACUAUGACAACAAGUGUUACUGUACAGUACGGACCAUCCACCGUAAGUCUGACUCCACCAACUGUGACCUACACUCCUACAGAGGGACAGACUAUCCCCACCAUCACGUGUUCUGCUGACUGUAACCCGGUCUGUACCUACAGCUGGACAAAGGAUGGACAGUCCUAUACAACAGGGUCAGGUCUCCAACUCACCAACAUACAGCGUGGUCAGGGGGGCGUGUACAGGUGUACGGCCAGUAAUGGGUACGGGAGUGACGUCAGCGUCAAUGUCAACGUCAUUGUAGAUUACGGCCCCGGUACCUCCAUAGCUCUGUCCCCGCCCGACACUAUCUACAGCAGGACAGAGGGGGACACGUUACCGGACAUCACCUGUACAGCGGACUGUAGACCUGGCUGUACCUAUGUCUGGACACGACCGGACAACACCAACUUUACUGUCUCAUCUGUGUUGUCACUGGGACAACUAGACAGAUCAGAACACGGGACGUACAGAUGUACUGCUAGAAAUGUUGUCGGGGAGUCGACUGUAUUGACCAGUGUUACCGUACAGUACGGCCCCGGUACCUCCAUAGCUUUGUCUCCGCCCGACACUACCUACACCAGGACAGAGGGGGACACGUUACCGGACAUCACCUGUACAGCGGAUUGUAGACCUGGCUGUACAUUUGUCUGGACACGACCGGACAACACCAACUUUACUGUCUCACCUGUGUUGUCACUGGGACAGCUGGACAGAUCAGAACCCGGGACGUACAGGUGUACUGCUUGGAAUGUUGUCCGCGAGUCGAUUAGUCCCACAAGUGUCUUGAUACAGUAUGGUCCCGGUACCUCCAUAGCUCUGUCUCCGCCGGAUUCUAUCUACACCAGGACAGAGGGUGACACGUUACCGGACAUCACCUGUACAGCGGACUGUAGACCUGGCUGUACCUUUGUCUGGACACGACCGGACAACACCAACUAUACUGUCUCACCGGUGUUGUCACUGGGACAACUGGACAGAUCAGAACACGGGACGUACAGGUGUACUGCUAGGAAUGUUGUCGGGGCGUCCAUAAUAACAAUCAGUAUUACAGUGCAGUAUGGUCCUGGUUCCUCGCUCGUAUUAUCACCACAGGAGACCAAGUAUACCAGGACAGAGGGUGACACGUUACCGGACAUCACCUGUACAGCGGACUGUAGACCUGGAUGUAUCUUUGUCUGGACACGACCGGACAACACCAACUUUACUGUCUCACCUGUGUUGUCACUGAGACAACUAGACAGAUCAGAACACGGGACGUACAGGUGUACUGCAUGGAAUGAUGGAGGGGAGUCGACUAAAGUGAUAAAUGUUACUGUGAAAUGUUAG